This is a messenger RNA of Vicia faba (fava bean), 348 nucleotides long. The record is from the annotation of a GenBank genome assembly. Lineage: Eukaryota; Viridiplantae; Streptophyta; Magnoliopsida; Fabales; Fabaceae.
AUGCAGUUGGAAGGUUUGAAUAAAAAUAAGGGAUAUGCAAACAUCAAGUAUGAUAAUGAAUUUGAGUUGGUAAAUGUGUAUGUAGAGCAUACCAUUGAUAAACCUAAUAUGGUAGAAGAGGCAAAACUAGGACAUGAUUAUGAUGAUGAGGUACUUAUUAAUGGUGAUUGUGGUCCGAAUUCUGAUGAUGAUGAAGUUGGAGUUGGUAGUGAUAGUGUCAAUGUUGAUGAAGUAGAAGCUGGAAGUGAUCAUGUUAAUGAUGAUGAAGUAGAAGUUGGAAGUGAUAAUGUUAAUAAAGAUGAAGUACAAAAAGGAAGUGAUAAUGUUGUUGAUGAAGUACAAAAAUAA